This is a messenger RNA of Geosmithia morbida, 651 nucleotides long. RefSeq names its product Protein of unknown function (DUF2470). Bases 1 to 651 code for a protein of 216 amino acids. The transcript has a single exon. The record is from RefSeq and is a predicted model, not a curated record. Lineage: Eukaryota; Fungi; Ascomycota; Sordariomycetes; Hypocreales; Bionectriaceae.
AUGGACCCCAAAAUCCGCCAACGCACAAUCGACCACAUGAACCGCGACCACCAGGCGGAAUUGGCGCACUACCUGGAAUUCUACAGCGGCGUGGACAGGUGGGUGGCCACGUCCAACCCUGAGAUGGUGGACAUGACGCUGGAUGCCAUGGUGGUCCGCGCGGGCGACGGGACGGACCACCGCAUCGUCUUCGACCCGCCCCUGGCGUCGGCGGCCGACUCGCGCCGCCGCCUGAUCGACAUGGACGUGGUGGCCCGGGAGGCCCUCAGCGACGACCGGCUGACGGUGUACGCGCCGCCCACGGGCGUGGGGGCUGCCGUCUUCGGCAGCGUCGUCUUCUACAUCGUCUGCUGGCUCACGCUGCCCCGCGUCACGCCCGGCACCGAGGCCUGGAGGCUGCUGACCGACUACUGGCCCGGCGGGCCCGAUGUGUACCGGUCCGUCGUGCAGCUGUUAUUCUGGCCCACCCUGCUCAUCCACAUUGUCGAGACGGCCGUGUUCGACAGGGUUCGCAUGGCCAGGUACAGGGUCCCGCGCUUCUCGAGGCUCUGGUGGCUCUGGUCGCUCAACUGCCUCAUCGAGGGGUUCCCUACCUUCAAGAGGGUGGAUGCCAUCAUGAAGGCAAAGAUGCAGGCCGGCAAGAAGGAGUGA